AUGCCAGUUCUGGACCGAGAGCCCUCCAAAGAUUCCGGGGGAGACGAUGGCCUGCCGAAGCUGCCGCUCCCCCCCCUGAAAGACACGCUGGACACGUAUCUGAGCUGCAUGAAGCACCUGCUCACAGAGGAGCAGUUUAAUAAGACCAAGGACACAGUGAAGGAGUUUGGGGCCCCUGGAGGAGUGGGAGACCUACUGCAGAGCAAACUGGAGGAGAGGAGGUUAAAAGAGGCCAACUGGGUGUACGACUUCUGGCUGAGUGACAUGUACCUGAACAACAGAAUGGCUCUGCCCGUCAACUCCAGCCCUGCUAUGGUCUUCCCCCUGCAGAACUUCAAGGCUCCCAUCGACUCUUUGAGGUUUGCCGCACACUUACUUUCGGGUGUUUUGGAAUACAAAACGCUUCUAGAUGCACGUGCCCUGCCUGUGGACUACGCCCGGGGCCAGCUGGCUGGAACCCCAAUGUGUAUGGAGCAGUACUAUCGCCUCUUUACUUCCUACCGCCUACCGGGACCUGAGAGGGACACACUAGUGGCCCAGGAAAGCUGCGUGAUGCCAGAACCUGAACACGUCAUUGUGGCUUGUAAAAAACAGUUCUUCGUCCUGGAUGUGGUGAUCAACUUCCGCCGCCUGAAUGAAAGAGAUCUGUUGACCCAGCUGGACAAAAUUGUCAAGAUGGCCGACAGUGGAGAGGAGCAGCUCCCACCCAUCGGUCUCCUCACCUCAGAUGGACGCACAGAGUGGGCAGAAUCUCGCAGAGUGUUAAUGAGAGAGUCAACAAACAGGGAUUCUCUGGACAUGAUCGAGCGUUGCCUGUGUUUGCUUUGUCUGGACGACGCCAGCGGCCCCGAGCUGAGCGACACCACACGUGCCAUGUGGAUGCUGCACGGAGGAGGCGUGGCCAAGAAUGGUGGCAACCGCUGGUACGACAAACCAAUGCAGUUUGUUGUAGGAGCUGACGGCUGCUGUGGAGUCGUGUGUGAGCACUCACCAUUCGAGGGAAUCGUCCUGGUCCAGUGCACAGAGUACCUACUCAAAUACAUGAUUGGCAGCCCAUCCAAGCUGCUCCGAGCUGCGAGUGUGAGCGAGCUGCCUGCACCGCGCAGACUCCGCUGGAAAUGUACUCCAGAGGUGCACAAGCUGCUCACCUCCUCCGCUGACAAGCUGCAAAGGCUGUUGAGAAAUCUGGACAUGAAUGUGCACAAAUUCGAGGAACACGGGAAAGAGUUCAUCAAGAAGCAGAAAAUAAGCCCAGAUGCCUACAUUCAGGUGGCGAUUCAGUUGGCGUACUACCGAUGUCAUCGCAGACCAGUGUCGACGUACGAGAGCGCCUCCAUACGUCGCUUUCAGCAGGGCAGAGUUGACAACAUCCGCUCAGCCACUCCCAAAGCCCUGGCCUUCGCCAAAGCAAUGACUGAUGGGAUGCAGAGCACAAGCGAUACAGAAAAGAUGGAGAUGUUACGAGGAGCCAUAGCUGCACAGACAAAUUACACGAUUCGGUCUAUCACAGGGUUGGCAAUAGACAAUCACCUACUAGGACUGCGUGAAAUUGCACAUGAGCUGAGGAUGGAGAAGCCGGAGAUUUUUAAAGACGAAGCCUAUCUCAUCAGUAACCAGUUCAUUCUCUCCACAAGUCAGGUCCCGACUACUGUAGAGAUGUUCUGCUGCUACGGACCCGUGGUCCCAAACGGAUAUGGAGUGUGCUACAAUCCUCAGUCAGACCACAUCAUCUUCUCAGUGUCCAGUUUCCGCGAGAGCCCACAGACAUGCUCAGCAGAGUUUGUCAAGUGUUUGGUGCAGGGACUGUUGGACAUGAGGGACCUGUGCAAUAAAUGCAACUGCGUCUCCACCCCAACCAAGCAGAGGAAGGAGCAGACGCUGGAGACGCACACGCAAACGGAAACAAACUGGCAAAGCAAAACACAGCAGAGACCGUGUGAGUCGUCCAAGAACCAACAAGCGCCGCCACAGGUUCUGGUGAAGAAGCCGGACCAGACUCAAGUGGAGGCUCAAACCCAGACCUGA
This is a messenger RNA of Limanda limanda (common dab), 2025 nucleotides long. RefSeq names its product choline O-acetyltransferase a (gene chata). Gene Ontology annotation, biological process: neuromuscular synaptic transmission; acetylcholine biosynthetic process. Gene Ontology annotation, molecular function: choline O-acetyltransferase activity. The record is from RefSeq and is a predicted model, not a curated record. Lineage: Eukaryota; Metazoa; Chordata; Actinopteri; Pleuronectiformes; Pleuronectidae. The transcript is spliced from 14 exons. The coding region runs from base 1 to 2025 and encodes 674 amino acids. Gene Ontology annotation, cellular component: cytoplasm; neuron projection.